AUGAAGAACGAAGUCUUUGAAGUUCAAACUUCUCCGGUAUCGAGCAGUUCUGUUGGUCUGGUAUCAAAGGAUAGCUCAGAAUUUGGAAACGUACAUAGAAAGUUAAAAAGUCGACACGUACAGUUAAUAUCAAUUGGAGGUGCAAUUGGAACUGGAUUAUUUGUCACAAUUGGUUCAGGUCUUAUAAGAGGGGGUCCUCUAGGAAUUCUUUUGGCUUACACUUUCUGGACAAUUAUUGUUAUGUUAUUAACUUCUGCUGUUGGUGAGUUUGUCUGUUAUUUACCGGUUUCAUCUCCAUUUAUUUCAAUGGCAGGUAGAUGCGUGGAUGAGGCACUAGAAUGUUGUGCUGGUUGGAAUUUCUUCAUUUUAAAUGCAUUGUUUAUUCCGUUUGAAAUAACUGCUGUUAAUGGAAUGAUUCAUUUCUGGAGGGAUGAUUACAGUCCUGCAAUAACGCUUUGUAUCCAAAUCUUGAUCUAUGCUUUGAUUAAUAUCUUUGCUGUAAAGCUCUUUGGGGAAAUUGAAUUCUGGUUAUCAAUGGGAAAAUUAAUAUUGUGCAUUGGGUUAUUAUUCUUCACCCUCAUUACCAUGUGUGGUGGCAAUCCCAAACAUGAUGCCUUUGGGUUCAGAAAUUGGAAUGUUUCAGGAGGCCCUAUGGCUGAAUAUAUAGGUACUGGCAGCGUGGGUAAAUUCGAGGGAUUUUUGGGUGCAUUGUUAGGUCUGGCUUGCUUUGUUAUAUUGGGUGUUGAGUAUAUAUCAAUGGUCGCUGCAGAAGCUGAAAAUCCAAGGAAAGUGAUGCCAUUAGCCUUCAAGACUGUGUUGUUUAGGUUAGCAUUAUUUUAUAUCAGUGGUGCUUUAUGUGUAUCAAUUUUAGUUGCUUAUGAUGAUCCACUUUUUGUCAAAAUGAAUGCCGAAACUUCUAAUGCUGCUGCUUCUCCAUAUGUAAUAGCAAUGGAAAACUUGGGAAUCAAAGCAUUGCCAGACAUUGUCAAUGUUCUUAUAAUUAGUUCUGCUUUCUCUGCGGGAAAUUCCUAUACAUUUUGUGCAAGCAGGGUAUUGUAUGGUUUAGCUAAGGGUGGGUAUGCUCCAAAGGUAUUUAGAAAAUGUAACAAACAUGGAGUGCCUAUUUAUUGUGUUUUGGUAGCUAUUUGCUUUUCUUUAUUAAGUUUAAUGCAAUUAGGAACAAAAAGUGCAAAGGCAUUGAGUUACAUGGUUAACUUAUGCACAGGCUGUCUGUUAUUAAACUAUGGGUUUAUGACAAUCACUUAUAUUGGCUUCUACAGAGCAUGCAAAUCACAAAACAUCGAUAGAAACUCCUUACCAUAUACUUCUUGGGGCCAGCCUUAUUCCAUUUACGUCGCAGCUCUAUUUAUAUGGAUAGUGGUUAUUAUCUUGGGAUACAGUGUUUUUAUCCCUGGUAAGUGGUCAGUUGAUGACUUUUUAUUUUCAUAUGCGUUAAUAUUUAUUAAUAUUGCCAUCUUCCUCUUUUGGAAAUUUUGGAAGAAAACGAAAUUUAUUAAACCGAGUGAAGCAGAUUUGACAACUGGGAUUAAGGAAAUCGAAGAACAUGAAUAUAAUUAUUAUGCACAAAAUGAACGUAAGGAAACAAGAAAUAGGGUUCAAAGGUUACUUGGUUGGGUAUUUUAG
Molecule: messenger RNA, 1644 nt
Organism: Debaryomyces fabryi
Lineage: Eukaryota; Fungi; Ascomycota; Pichiomycetes; Serinales; Debaryomycetaceae
Exons: 1
Coding region: 1-1644 (547 amino acids)
Biological process (GO): amino acid transmembrane transport
Cellular component (GO): membrane
Molecular function (GO): amino acid transmembrane transporter activity
Source: RefSeq, a predicted model, not a curated record